AUGGUGGCGGCCGAAAUGGACUGCGGCGAUCUGACGGAGUGUCCCGGCCUCGGGCAGUGCGUGGAUCCCGACAAGCUGUGCGACAGGACGGCCAACUGCAAGGACAAGAGCGACGAGGCCUCGUGGUACUGCAACCCGCUCGACUGCUCCGACCCGGAUACCACCGUGGAGUGCGUGGGCACCGAGUAUUGCGUGAAGCCCUCCCAAGUCUGCGACGGCAUCAUGCAGUGCCCAGGCGCGAUAGACGAGACCCCCGGCUUCUGUCUCGACUACCGCAGCUCCGACUGCGAUUACGACCAGGUCAAAUGCACCGCCACCUCCGCGUGCAUCAAGGGGUACAUGUGCGACGGCGUGGCCAACUGCCCCAAGGUGAAGAACGCGAGCGGCGUGCUGAUAGCGCCCGACGAGGACCCCAAGUACUGCGCCGCGUACGAGUGCCUGGAGGAUUUCCAGAAGUGCGAAAAUGGGCUGCAGUGCGUGCUGAUUGACGCCAUCUGCGACGGCAAGAAGGACUGCCUCGACGGGAGCGAUGAGGUCGACUGUGGGUUUCCGGACCCGUACCAGGCCGCACUUAUUGCUCAGGACAAGGCUAAAGCAGCUGCUGAUGCUGCAGACGCCAAGGCCAGGCAGGUUCAGGCAGACGCCAACACUGCUGGGACCGAAGCCGACAGGCUUCAGAGAGUGGCUAACAGCGCCGUGGGUGCUGGUGCUAAGGCAAAGAAAGACGCUGCUAAGAAGGCCCGGGCGGACGUUGCAACGAAACAGGCUGCUGCUGCCGCUGCCAAAGCGGACGCGGAGAGCAAGGCGAAGGAGUAUGAGAGCGCGAAAGACACGGCGGAUAGGCUCCGGGAGAAGCUGAAGAAGGCGAUCAGCAAGGCGCAGAACUCGGGGAGUGUGAAGGCGUCGGGUGCUGCGGCUGAGAGGCUGACUUCGGCAGCGGAGCGUGCGGCGCUGCAGAAGCAGAAGAAGCAGGAUGCGAUGAGUUUCGCGCAGAACCAGCGACAGGCGAACAAGGUUAAGAUGUCGGCUAAAGCGGCUGAGGUGCUGAACCGUGCGCGGGCGGCGAAGAGCCUUUGGGACAAGUCGGUGUUUACGCUGGAAAGGCUGUAUAAUGAUACUUUGGAUGCAGAAGCGCUGCUUGAUAAGAUGAGCGAGCGGUAUGAUAAUCUGACGAAUGAUAUUUCGCGGCUGAACCAGGAGAUUCGAAAGUACCUGGCUACGGGGGAGAUGGAGCGGGUGCAGCUUCGGCAGAAGAAUGUUGUCCGAACCAAGAAGUGGCUCGACCAGACCAAGUCGGAUCGGGACGAGGCGUACCAGGCAUACUUGGCGUCGAUGACUCUUCUUGAGGGGGGGGAGGGCGACGUGUCAUUGAGGAGGAAGACUUACAUGCGGAUCGUGAAGGAGUCAAAUAUUCUCAAUGGGAAGGACACGACGGAUGAGCUUCUAGAUGGCGGAUAUGGUGACAGUGCGGGUGGUGAUUCUUCAGGUGAUGGUUCAGGAGACGGCACAGAUGGAGGUGAUGGCGGGGAUGGUGGUGGUGACCCAUGGCUUGGUUGA
This is a messenger RNA of Closterium sp. Yama58-4, 1557 nucleotides long. Lineage: Eukaryota; Viridiplantae; Streptophyta; Zygnematophyceae; Desmidiales; Closteriaceae. The record is from the annotation of a GenBank genome assembly.